GUUUUACCCAUCAAGUCCCUUGACCCCUGCUCUAUAUAUACGGUCGUCGGCUUUAUGGGGCUCAUUUAAAGUCUCCAACAUCUUCGCUUCAGUUCUCUGAGUCUUUCCUUUCGCCGUUCUCAUUUAACGAAAUCAUGCCUCGCAGAAGCUCCGGAGGAAGGCCUGCCCCUCGGGCUGCUUCUCGUCCUGCAUCUGUGCGUAAUCCCCCUCAACCAGCAAGCCAUGCUCCUCCACCAGCUCCUGCUCAGAGUGGUGGCGGUGGAUCCAUGCUCGGAGGUCUUGGUGCCACCAUAGCUCAGGGUAUGGCUUUUGGCACUGGGAGUGCAGUUGCACACAGGGCUGUUGAUGCUGUUAUGGGCCCACGCACUAUUCAACAUGAAACUGUUGCAUCGGAGGGUGCCACUGCUGCUGCAGCUCCAACCAUGAACAGUGUUGGUGGUUCAGAUGCAUGCAAUAUUCACUCCAGGGCCUUCCAAGAUUGCCUGAACAACUAUGGGAGUGACAUCAGUAAAUGCCAGUUCUACCUGGAUAUGUUGUCCGAGUGCAGGAGGAAUUCUGGUUCAGUGAUGGGUGCCUAAGUGCUAUUCCCUGCCUCCACAUUCCAUGGGACUCUGUUUCUCAAUUGAUUCUUGUUAUUUUGAACUAUCGUAGCCAGUUGUCAUGUUUGCUUGGGAAACAGUUCAUCCAUUCCCUCUAAUAAUAUUUUGGGAACAAUCGUUUUAUGGUAGAAUUUUCUUAAAACUCCAAUAUAUCUUUGUUCUGCUGUCUUGUUAUUGAUGAAGCUGUUUAGUUUGGGGAUCUUAUGUAA
This is a messenger RNA of Macadamia integrifolia, 808 nucleotides long. RefSeq names its product hemiasterlin resistant protein 1-like. The record is from RefSeq and is a predicted model, not a curated record. NCBI's taxonomy places the organism in Eukaryota, Viridiplantae, Streptophyta, Magnoliopsida, Proteales, Proteaceae. Gene Ontology annotation, biological process: mitochondrion organization. Gene Ontology annotation, cellular component: mitochondrion; nucleus. The coding region runs from base 135 to 578 and encodes 147 amino acids. The transcript has 5 exons.